Messenger RNA from Pseudocercospora fijiensis CIRAD86, 564 nucleotides. RefSeq lists its product as uncharacterized. Lineage: Eukaryota; Fungi; Ascomycota; Dothideomycetes; Mycosphaerellales; Mycosphaerellaceae. The record is from RefSeq and is a predicted model, not a curated record. Gene Ontology annotation, cellular component: mitochondrial large ribosomal subunit. The coding region runs from base 1 to 564 and encodes 187 amino acids. Gene Ontology annotation, molecular function: structural constituent of ribosome. The transcript has 2 exons.
AUGGCGACGUCAAUGCUGGAGAGCAAUGUACGCCUCGCUCAAAGAUUACCGCCUCGACUGCUCAACUUCUUCAAGAAGUAUCCUCCACCACAAUUGCGAAUCGGCGCAGCAGCACCACAAACCUCGAUACCACCGGCAGAGUCGCCGACAGGAACCAUCACACCUUCGUCGGAAGCACAGACACAAUCGAAUACUCUAGACACAUCGAAACGCUUUCACAACCCCUUCCUGCCAUGGAAGAACCCGAGAACAGGCAACUGGCACGGACCUGCCUAUUCAUUACGGCGGCAAGCAGAUUUGUUCAAACUGGCAAAAGCGUAUGAUGUUCUUCCGCUCAUGCCACUAUCAAACAAGCACCCAGAUGUGAAGUUACAGAAGCGAAUUGAGAACGGCUUGAGAGUGCAGGGUACAGGAGUUGGCAAGAAGGUCAAGGGUAAAUUGUGGGAACGGCAACUAGGACGCAAGUUGGAGGAGAGAAGAAAGGCGAUGGAGGGCAUGCCCGAGAUGAUCAAGCAAUGGAAAGAGCGGGGUCAUGGACGGGGCUGGAAGAAGUGGCCGAAAUAA